Messenger RNA from Closterium sp. Yama58-4, 753 nucleotides. The record is from the annotation of a GenBank genome assembly. NCBI's taxonomy places the organism in Eukaryota, Viridiplantae, Streptophyta, Zygnematophyceae, Desmidiales, Closteriaceae.
AUGAUCUCAGCGCGCGAUGCGGAGGCGGCAGUGCUGACGGCGCUGAGGGAGGGGUACCGCCACAUCGACACGGCGCAGCUGCACCGCAACGAAGCUGCUGUUGGCAGGGCGGUGAGGGCGAGUGGGCUGCCACGCGAGAGUGUGUUCGUGACGACCAAGCUGUGGAACGCUGACAACGGCUACGACGCCACGCUGCAGGCCUUCCACCGCUCGCUCAGCGAGUUGGGGCUCGACUACGUGGACCUGUACCUGCUGCACUCGCCCAUGCGCGUGGACGCGCGGCUGGACUCGUGGCGCGCCAUGGAGGACCUGCUCAGAGGGGGGCGGGUGAGGGCCAUCGGGGUGAGCAACUUCGGGCAGCACCAGCUGGAGGAGCUCUUCCAGCACAGCACUGUGCGCCCCGCCGUCAACCAGCUCGAGCUGCACCCCUUCGGCACGCGGCGCGCGCUGGUGGACUUCUGCGUGCAGCACGGCAUGGCGCUGCAGGCGUACUCGCCCCUCACCAAGGGAACUCGCCUGCGCGACCCCACGCUCGUCGAGAUGGCAGCGCGGUAUGGGAAGAGCACGGCGCAGCUGAUGGUGCGGUGGUGCCUGCAGAAGGGCUUCACCGUGCUGCCCCGCUCCGUCAACCCCGCCCACAUCGCUGCCAACACCCAGGUGUAUGACUUCAACAUUUCUGACAUUGACAUGGCGAAGCUCGACUCACUCAACGAGGAUUAUGUUACAGGCUGGGACCCCACGCGGGGCCCGUGA